CACAUCGGCGGCAACUCGAUCUGGAGGAGGCGGCCAUUCCGCCGUCCAUUGUCGAUCCCCAGCUCACCGCCCACAAUCCAAAGCCCAGUACAUCGCCGGGUUCCACUUCCAUCCUUCCAAGAACUUGAUCAAUGAAGCUGAACUGAGCAUGAUGAAUCUAUAUGAUGCAUACCCAGUGAUUGCAUAUACCCAAUGAUUGCAUAUACCAAACAAUGGAGGACGAAGAUUGUACCCUUGCUUGUUACUUGAUUGCUGAGGAUAACCCGAAUUAUGAGUUUCUCAAUGAUGACGACGACAUACACACUCUGGUGUCAGCCAUGGAUGCAGAGAGCUCCUACCACGGAUCAAUACAUGUGAGACGAUUUGUCCCCAGAGAACGUGCUGAUGGAGAUGCAAGGAUCAUAUGCCAAUACUUUGCUGCCAAUCCUAUUUACACCCCUGAAAAGUUUCGUGAAAGGUUCCGUAUGAAGCGUCACGUCUUCAUCCGCAUUCUUAAUGCAGUUCAGUCUGUGGGCAGCUACUUCCAGCAACGCGAGGAUUGUACUGGGCUUUUAGGAUUGAGUGCUUUGCAGAAGAUGGUGGCCGCAAUGCGCAUACUGGCGUAUGGCUUGCCGUUAGACGCCGUUGAUGAGUAUGUGCAAAUUGGCACGUCAACGGCUCAUGAGGCUCUUAACCAUUUCUGCAGUGUUGUUAUAGCUGCCUUUGGGGAGGAAUACCUGCGUUCUCCAAUACCUGUCGAUGUGGCUCGUCUACUGCAAGAGGGUGAGAGACGAGGUUUCCCAGGUAUGCUUGGUAGCAUAGAUUGUAUGCACUGGGAAUGGCGGAACUGCCCUACUGCUUGGAAGGGCAUGUUCACUGGACGUGGGAAGCACCCAUCCAUGAUCUUGGAGGCUGUAGCAUCUCAUGACCUUUGGAUAUGGCAUGCCUACUUUGGCCUUCCAGGCAGUUGCAAUGAUAUCAAUGUUCUGCAGAGGGGGCCUAUUUUCUCAGCAUACAUCUGAGGAGAGUCACCUCCUGUUCACUUCACCGUCAAGGGACGGACAUAUGACAUGGGGUACUACCUUGCAGAUGGUAUAUACCUUGAUUGGCUAGCAUUUGUCAAGAGUGUUCGCCAUCCAAUGGAGAGGAAGACACAACGUUUUGCUGCUGUGCAAGAGGGUGCACGCAAGGAUAUUGAGAGAGCUUUGGGAGUUCUUCAGUCUAGGUGGGCAGUAAUCUGUGGGCCGGCUUAUGGAGGGGACAGGGAGCAGCUUUCUGAUAUUAUGACCGCUUGUAUUAUCAUACAUAACAUGAUUGUCAAGGAUAAGAAGACUGAGGCCAUCAAUACCAACUUCGACAACAUUGGCAGACAAGUCAAUCCUUCAGGUGGAAAUGUAGCGGAACGGGAAGCACUUGUAGCAACACAUCACAAGUUGCGUGACCAAGCUCGCCAUAUCCAACUUCAGAAGGAUCUCAUAGAGCACAACUGGAUGCGAUAUGGUUCAAUCUAGUUUUUUUCUUUUGCUUCAGUUGUAAUGCUUUAGAA
This is a messenger RNA of Panicum virgatum (switchgrass), 1525 nucleotides long. RefSeq lists its product as uncharacterized. The record is from RefSeq and is a predicted model, not a curated record. The transcript has 3 exons. The coding region runs from base 213 to 1001 and encodes 262 amino acids. Lineage: Eukaryota; Viridiplantae; Streptophyta; Magnoliopsida; Poales; Poaceae.